AAAGUUCUGCAGCACGGGUUCACCUCAGCACUUCCAUCACCAUGAGGGCGACAGUGGCAGCUCUUCUCCUGUGUCUUGUGGUAUCAGCAUGCCACAGUCAAGAGACUCCAACUGGCCCUCCUGGACCAACUGAAGGGCCACAACCAACUGGUCCACCAGGCCCACCAACCGGAGGUCCUGAUCCAACUGGUCAACCAACCGGAGGCCCUGAACCAACUGGACCACCAGGUCCACCAACUGGAGGUCCUGAACCAACUGGAGAGCCCCAACCAACUGGAGAGCCCCAGCCAACUGGAGGGCCUCAACCAACUGGUGGGCCUGAACCAACUGGAGGCCCACAGCCAACUGGCGAACCUCAGCCUACUGGAGGACCUCAACCUACUGGACCACCAGCGCCGCCUAUCCGUAUUUGGCGUGGUGUUUUCUAAUGAUGCAAGAUUAGCGCGCCUGGAAACAUUAAAGGAUUUCAACUCUUUCUAGUUGAAGUUAGUCGAAUUAAUUGAUGGAAGUGUUCUUAUGAUACAUAAAAAUUAAUUCUGAUUAAACUAGCAAUGAAAAAGCUCCA
Molecule: messenger RNA, 565 nt
Organism: Schistocerca gregaria
Lineage: Eukaryota; Metazoa; Arthropoda; Insecta; Orthoptera; Acrididae
Product: proline-rich protein 2-like
Exons: 2
Coding region: 42-428 (128 amino acids)
Source: RefSeq, a predicted model, not a curated record